Molecule: messenger RNA, 2732 nt
Organism: Molossus molossus (Pallas's mastiff bat)
Lineage: Eukaryota; Metazoa; Chordata; Mammalia; Chiroptera; Molossidae
Gene: DTX2
Product: deltex E3 ubiquitin ligase 2
Exons: 10
Coding region: 221-2086 (621 amino acids)
Biological process (GO): protein ubiquitination; Notch signaling pathway
Cellular component (GO): nucleoplasm
Molecular function (GO): ubiquitin protein ligase activity; zinc ion binding
Source: RefSeq, a predicted model, not a curated record
GAAGCUGCGACGCGGAGUUUCACUCUGGCUGUCUCCUCAGAGUCGGAGGAGUAGCCGGAGUUGUGCCGAGCCAGAGCUGCUGCCGGUGGACGGCGGUGCCCUCUUCUUGCACCCUCACCCUCCUCAGCCUUGGUCUGCUGGAAACGUUGGGCAAUGAACUGGAGACGUCAACCCAGAGCGGUCUGAAGCCAUUUGGGAAAGCAGAGGGAUCCUGGGGAAGAUGGCCAUGGCCCCAAGCUCUUCCCUGGCUCAGGUGUAUACCAGUCCUGUGGCAGUGGCCGUGUGGGAGUGGCAGGAUGAGCUGGGCACCUGGCACCCCUAUAGUGCCACUGUCUGCAGCUACAUCGAGCAGCAGUUUGUCCAGCAGAAGGGUCAGCGCUUCGGGCUGGGGAGCCUGGCCCACAGCAUCCCAUUAGGUCAAGCUGACCCUUCGCUGGCCCCUUACAUUAUUGACCUCCCCAGUUGGACCCAGUUCCGCCAGGACACUGGCACCAUGCGGGCUGUGCGGAGGCACCUGUUCCCCCAGCUUUCAGCCCCCGGCCGAGGCAUUGUCUGGGAGUGGCUGAGCGAUGAUGGCUCCUGGACUGCCUAUGAAGCCAGCAUUUGUGACUUUCUGGAGCAGCAGGUGGCCAGGGGCAACCAGCUUGUGGACUUGGCGCCUCUGGGGUACAACUACAUCAUCAACUAUGCCACCCACACACAGACCAACAAGACUUCGAGCUUCUGCCGUAGUGUGCGGCGCCAAGCAGGGCCCCCUUACCCAGUGACCACCAUCAUUGCUCCACCGGGCCACAUGGGAGUCGCCUGCUCUUGCCAUCAGUGCCUCAACGGUGGCGGGACUGGCCCAGUGUCAGGUCGCUACCGCCAUUCCAUGACCAACCUCCCUGCAUACCCUGUACCUCAGCCCCCCCAAAGGACUGCUGUUGUCUUUGGAGCCCAUCAGGCCUUUGCCCCAUACAAUAAGCCCUCACUCUCUGGAGCUAGGUCUGCACCCAGGCUGAACACCACCAACCCCUGGGGUGGGGUGCCACCCUCCUUGGGGAAUCAGCCCCUUUACUGCUCCAGCCUCUCCCACCUGGGACCACAGCACCAGCCCCCAGGAUCAUCCACUGCCAGUGGAGCCAGUGCCUCCAUCCCCAGCGGUCCUGUGAGCAGCCCUGGGAGCAUCCCUGCCACUGUGCCCGUGCAGAUGCCAAAGUCCAGCAGGGUCCAGCAAGCCCUUGCAGGCAUGACGAGUGUUCUGAUGUCAGCCAUCGGACUCCCUGUGUGUCUUAGCCGCGCACCCCAGCCCGCCAGCCCUCCCGCCUCCUGUCUGGCCUCUAAAAGUCACAGCUCAGUUAAGAGAUUGAGGAAAAUGUCCAUGAAAGGAGGGACUCCAAAGCCAGAGCCAGAGCCAGAGCAGGUGAUAAGAAACUAUACUGAAGAACUGAAAACAGCUCAGGAUGAGGACUGCAUCAUCUGUAUGGAGAAACUGUCCAUGGUGUCUGGGUACAGUGAUGUGACCAACAGCAAGAGCAUCGGGCCAGUGGCUGUGGGCCGCCUCACCAAAUGUAGCCAUGCCUUCCACCUGCUCUGCCUGCUGGCCAUGUACUGCAAUGGGAACAAGGAUGGAAGUUUACAGUGUCCUUCCUGCAAAACCAUCUAUGGAGAGAAAACUGGGACCCAGCCUCGGGGGAAGAUGGAGGUGUUCAGCUUCCACGUGUCCCUCCCUGGCCAUGAGGACUGCGGGACAAUACUCAUAGUUUACAACAUUCCCCAUGGCAUUCAGGGCCCUGAGCACCCCAACCCCGGGAAGCCAUUCACUGCCAGAGGGUUUCCCCGCCAGUGCUACCUUCCAGACAAUGCCCAGGGCCGCAAGGUCCUAGAGCUGCUGAAGGUGGCCUGGAAGAGGCGACUUAUCUUCACAGUGGGAACAUCCAGCACCACAGGCGAGACUGACACGGUAGUGUGGAACGAGAUCCACCACAAGACAGAGAUGGACCGCAAUGUGACAGGCCAUGGCUACCCUGACCCCAACUACCUGCAGAAUGUGCUCGCUGAGCUGGCCGCUCAGGGAGUGACUGAGGACUGCCUGGAGCAACAGUGACCCACCAGCCUGCAGCCGGCCACCCCAUUCCCACUGCCAGCUGGUCUGCCCCUGGGAUGGACAGACAGGAAUGUUCCUUUCCUCAGAGGCUGAGGUGUUUGUUGGGGUUCUGGACAUUUUCCACCAAAGCUGGGGCUUUGGUUCUGCAUGGGAAUUGGGCAAACCUGGGGAGUUGUACUUGGGGAGGGGCUUAAGAUGCAGCUACCUCAGUGCUGGGGUCCUGGCAUGGGGUGAGGAGAGACUGCCCCAUCCCCAGCCAGGGACAAGAUUGGGUCUGGGUCAGCUUCUCAUACCUCAGAUGUUCUGUUUGCAAUAAAUGCCCAAUAGCCAAAGGCAACAGGUCCCUGUUGUGUUCGUCAGUGGAAAGGCUGUGUGUGUAUGAUGUAUGAAGACUAGCGCAUACUUGUCCUGCUGUAUCAAAGCAGGAGGGGACCUUACGGGCUGCCCAUUCAACUCUGAUUUCCUAAAUGAAGAAAAUGAGGCUGCAGUGAGGGCCAGAGAGCCCAUGGCACUGACCUGUGCUGCUUUCCCAUCCCCCACUCCAGUUCUUGCACCAUGGAGUUCAGUAACUCAGGGCCCACCAUCCAUUACUUUCCCAGGUCCUGGCUAGUGGUAGAGCCAGAGCUGGGAUCUGGGUCAGGAUUGG